Messenger RNA from Histoplasma mississippiense, 1992 nucleotides. RefSeq lists its product as hypothetical. The record is from RefSeq and is a predicted model, not a curated record. Gene Ontology annotation, molecular function: nucleic acid binding. The annotation marks the transcript as partial. The transcript is spliced from 3 exons. Gene Ontology annotation, biological process: DNA integration. NCBI's taxonomy places the organism in Eukaryota, Fungi, Ascomycota, Eurotiomycetes, Onygenales, Ajellomycetaceae.
GAGAAGGCUUUUAUCCCAGAACCUACUAAGACGCCGAGAAAUGAGAGACCAGUGCCCUUCUUCUCCAAGGAGACUAUCGCUCACGCUAAGAAGAGCUUGACAGGACGUCAAGCCAGGUGGGCGGAGCUGCUUUCGGAGUAUGAUUUCUCUAUCCGAUACCGUCCAGGUCGGCUUAACCCCGCUGAUGCGCCAUCAAGGCGACCCGAUUAUGAUAUCGUUGAUGGGGAUGAGGAUCCUACAAAGGGACCUCUACCAUCACUGCAGAAGAAACUGGCUGCAGGGGGUUGGGGUUCUCUAAAGCUUGGGAACGGCGCCGGUAAGGCAGCUGCGCGACCCUAUACAAGUGGAGGAGAACUCGGGUCCCCGCAGGGGACUGGCACUGAAGGUCAUGAACUUCUCGUGCCACGUUUUGCUGCCAUUGAAUUGGCGGAAGACGAAACGGUCUACAACCUUCCAACCCAACGGCUUCUAGAAUUCAUUGGUGAGUUGCAGCAGGGGGACGCCUUUACUGCGGCUCGAAUCCAGAAGUUGAAGGAGGAAGGAUCCGGGUCGAACUUGGAAGGGGCAAGCCCUGAGCGGGGCGGUGCCGCCGAGGAACCAAGUCGCUGGCAACUAGGGGAAUGUGGACUCCUACUGCUAAAUGGUUCAGUCUUUGUCCCUCGUAGCAGGGCGGUGCGCCAGGAGUUAUUGAGGAUUCAUCACGAUGAUCCCCAUGCUGGGCACUUCGGAUUAGAGAAGACUGAAGAGCUCCUGAGACAUGUCAAGGAGUAUGUUGAAACUUGUGAUGUCUGCCAGAGGAUAAAGGUUCCGCGGCACAAGCAAUAUGGCGAGUUGGCGCCACUGCCUGUUCCAAAGGGCCCAUGGCAGGAUCUAUCGAUGGAUUUCAUAGUUGACCUGCCGAAGUCGACAAGAGUCAAAGGAUAUGACUCAAUUCUAGUUAUUGUCGACCGCUUUACGAAGAUGGCCAAAUAUAUCCCUACCCACAAGAAGGUUAAAGCCCCUGAAUUGGCUGACCUGUUUCUAGAUGCCAUCAUUCGUGAUCACGGUUCUCCGAAAUCGUUAGUGUCAGACCGAGGAUCCCUUUUCACCAGUAAAUACUGGUCGGCCUUUUGCUAUCACCUUACGAUAAGGCGCCUCCUCAGCACCGCGUUCCAUCCUCAGACAGAUGGCCAGACUGAACGUCAGAAUCAAACAUUAGAACACCAUCUUCGGGCGUUCUGUUCAUAUCAUCAGAAUGACUGGCCUAAACACCUUCCGACCGCCGAAUUCGCAUAUAACAAUGCAAAGAAUGCAACCUUAAAAGUGUCCCCCUUUUAUGCUUGUUAUGGGUAUAAUCCUUCAUUACCUAGUGACGUCGCGGACGACGUCCUAAAGGGGGGGAUAGACAGUCGGAAUGUCGAACGGGAUCGUGGGACAGAGUACCCCUCGGUGCCAGAAGUAAAAGCUAGAUUGGAGCUUCUGGAUAGAAUCCACGGGGAGGCGGCGAAAAGCAUCCGCCGCGCCCAGGAGCGACAGGCGGAAUACUAUAAUCGAAAACACCUUCCAAUGAAGUUCUCAAUAGGGGAUCAAGUGUUACUUUCAGCAAAGAACAUCAAGACGACGAGACCGUGCAAGAAGCUCAGUGAGCGAUGGUUGGGACCUUUCCCGAUAAUAAGGGUAGUGGGUAAGCAGGCAUAUGAGUUGAAACUAACCUCAGGAUUCAAAUCUAUCCAUCCUGUCUUCCACAUUUCCUAUUUGGAACCCUAUAAGCAACGACCCGGGGCGGAGCCGCCUCGGCCGGAUGGGCUCGAGAUUGAGGGUAAUACCGAAUAUCUUGUAGAAGGAAUAUUGGACAAACGAAUGCACUACAACAAAGUUCAAUACCUUGUCAAAUGGGAAGGUUAUCCAUCAUCCGAGAACUCAUGGGAACCGCUUGAGCAUUUAGAGAAUGCCGAGGAAGAGAUCGCAAAAUAUGAGGUGGCAAUGGGGAGACCGCCCCGCUGCACGUCGGAG